CGGGGCGAUACUGGCCGGGGUGAGCUACGCGGCGGGACGCCCCGGGGCCUCGCCGCCGGCGGGAGGGGGUGGAGGACUGAUCCGCUCCCGUCCCCGCUCCCUACGCCCGCUCCCUCGGCAGCUUGCGGUGCUGUCCCGCCGGGGGGAGGCGGAGGAAGAUGCCGGGGAAGCUGAAGGUCAAAAUCGUGGCAGGGCGCCAUUUGCCGGUGAUGGACCGCGCCAGUGACCUGACCGACGCCUUUGUGGAGGUAAAAUUUGGAAAUACAACAUUUAAGACAGAUGUGUAUCCCAAAUCACUUAAUCCUCAGUGGAAUUCUGAGUGGUUCAAGUUUGAAGUGGAUGAUGAGGAGCUACAAGAUGAGCCUCUCCAGAUCACAGUUCUUGAUCAUGAUACCUACAGUGCUAACGAUGCUAUUGGCAAAGUGUACAUAGAUAUUGAUCCUUUGCUCUAUAGUGAAGCAGCUACAGUUAUUUCAGGAUGGUUCCCAAUUUAUGAUACUAUUCAUGGUAUACGUGGAGAGAUAAAUGUGGUGGUGAAAGUAGAUCUCUUCAAUGAUUUAAACAGAUUUAGGCAGUCAUCCUGUGGAGUCAAGUUUUUUUGCACUACAUCUAUUCCAAAGUGUUACAGAGCAGUAAUAAUUCAUGGAUUUGUAGAAGAACUUGUAGUUAAUGAAGACCCGGAAUACCAGUGGAUAGACCGAAUUCGUACACCAAGGGCAUCGAAUGAGGCUAGACAAAGACUUAUUUCACUCAUGUCAGGUGAAUUGCAAAGGAAGAUUGGCUUGAAGGUGCUUGAAAUGAGAGGAAAUGCUGUUGUUGGUUAUUUGCAGUGUUUUGAUUUGGAGGGAGAGUCUGGACUAGUAGUGCGAGCCAUAGGAACAGCCUGCACAUUGGAUAAAUUAAGUAACACAUCAGCAUUUUUACCUGCAUGUAACUCCCCAUCCAAAGAAAUGAAGGAGAUUCCCUUCAAUGAAGAUCCCAAUCCCAAUACUCAUUCAUCAGGACCCUCCACCCCUCUGAAAAACCAAACCUAUUCCUUUUCACCUUCCAAGUCCUACAGUCGACAGUCCUCUUCUUCUGACACAGAUUUGAGUUUGACACCCAAAACUGCACCUUCCCCACAGGGACCUAGGAUUUUCCUGUUUCCCAGCUCCCCUACACUCUCUUGUGAUUCCCCACAUCUUAAAAAGUCCUGUCUCCUCCUCUCGGGGUCUAGCCUUAACCCUCUACACUCUAGCCAUGUCAGCCCAGUUGUUCUGAGGAAAAGUGUUUCUUUCACUGAAGAGCUGCUUCUGGCUGCUUCUGGAAUGGGCAGUGGGAGUGCUGGAAAAGAAGGGGGGCCAUUUAAAACUCUUUUAAGACAACAGACUCAGUCAGCUCUGGAACAAAGGGGAGGAUCGCCUCAUAGGUUCUGUAGAAGGCGGGAAUUUCCAUUUUUUACCUUGACGACCUUUCCACCAGGCUUUCUUGUCCAUGUUGGUGGUGUUGUCAGUGCACGGUCUGUGAAGCUCCUGGAUCGUAUUCACAAUCCUGCCUUUGUCGGAAUUAUGGGUAACACAAGAUCAUACAAACUGCUAGACUGGAAUAGUUUCAAUUCAGAUGAACCAGAGACACGAGAUGCAUGGUGGGCAGAAAUCAGACAAGAAAUAAAAUCCCAUGCCAAGGCAUUGGGUUGUCAUGCUGUAGUGGGCUACAGUGAAUCAACUAGCAUUUGUGAAGAGGUCUGUAUUUUGUCCGCGUCUGGCACAGCAGCUGUACUGAACCCUAGGUUUCUUCAGGAUGGCACCAUGGAAGGCUGUUUGGAACAAAGGUUGUCAUGGCAGCCUGGCUUCUUUUCCAUAGGGUCAGAGAAGGGAGAGGUUGAUUUUUUUCCUCAGAGCCAAGAUAGUUCUUCUCUAUUAGGGAUUGAAGAAGCUUCACCACCAGGUUGUGGAUUUUGCCAUAUACCAUAUGAUGAAUUGAACAUGCCAUUCCCUGCUCACCUCACUUAUUGUUACAACUGCAGGAAGCAAAAAGUUCCUGAUGUCCUUUUCACCACAAUUGACCUUCCUGUAGAGGCAAUAGUUAUUGGGAAGGGAUGUCUUAUUCAAGCCAGGUUAUGCCGACUAAAGAAGAAAGCUCAAGCUGAAGCAAAUGCAACAUCUAUCAGUAAUCUCUUGCCAUUUAUGGAAUAUGAAGUGCACACCCAACUGAUGAAUAAACUUAAGCUGAGAGGAAUGAAUGCUCUGUUUGGGUUGAGAAUUCAGAUCACUGUGGGUGAAAAUAUGCUAAUGGGAUUGGCAUCUGCAACAGGUGUGUAUCUAGCAGCUUUGCCAACACCUGGUGGUAUUCAGAUUGCUGGGAAGACUCCAAACGAUGGCACCUAUGAGCAGCAUAUAUCUCACAUGCAAAAGAAAAUAAAUGAUACGAUAGCAAAAAACAAGGAACUUUAUGAGAUUAAUCCUCCAGAGCUACCUGAAGAAAUCAUUGGGUCUCCCAUUCCAGAGCCAAGACAACGUUCCAGGUUAUUAAGAUCUCAAUCAGAAAGCUCUGAUGAAGUUACAGAGCUAGACCUUUCACAUGGGAAGAAGGAUGCUUUUGUCUUGGAGAUUGAUGAUACUGAUGCAAUGGAAGACGUACAUUCUUUACUGACAGAUGUUCCACCACCUUCUGGUUUUUACAGUUGCAACACAGAAAUUAUGCCUGGUAUAAAUAACUGGACACCAGAAAUUCAAAUGUUCACAGCAGUAAGAGUAUCCAGAUUAAGCAACAUUAACCUAACAAAUCAAACACUUAAUAAGAACUUUAAUGAUCUCUGUGAGAAUCUGUUGAAGAGCUUGUAUUUUAAACUACGAUCUAUGGUUCCUUGCUGCCUUUGUCAUGUAAAUUUUACAGUUGCUCUACCAGAGGAUGAAUUAGUUCAGAUCGCAGUCACAGCUGUUGCAAUUACAUUUGACAAAAACCAAGCAUUACAAGCCAACAAAGCCCCUACAGAAAAAUCACAGCAAAGAGCAUCUACAGACAAUGAAGACCAGCUACAAUUUCCAUUGGAACUUUGCUCUGAUCCCCUUGCUUCUCAACCAUUCCCACCAGCUAAAGAAGUCCUGGAGGGUGCAAGUUCCCACACAGGUAUUCCUGCUGCUCAGAGAGUGAUGAAGUCCCAGUCAGGCAGUUGGUUCACAGCUGGGACAUCACCAGAAAUCGCAACGUCAGUUGAUUACAGUUCCUUUGCAGACAGAUGCAACAGCUGGAUAGAGCUCAUUAAACUGAAAGCUCAGACCAUAAGGCGCGGAUCAAUUAAGACAACUGCUUCACUUGAUAAAGCAAGUCCAUUGGCUGAGGGAUACUUACGGCACCGUUCUGUUCCGUCAUGCACCAAUUCUACCGUCUCAGUUGUUAAGAUGACACCUCUUUCUUUUCUACCUGGGGCAAAAAUAACCAAGUAUCUUGGGAUAAUCAACAUGUUUUUUAUAAGAGAAACCACUUCUUUGCGUGAGGAGGGUGGUGUCAGUGGUUUUCUCCAUGCGUUUAUUGCUGAAGUGUUUGCAAUGGUGAGAGCUCACGUUGCAGCUUUAGGGGGGAAUGCAGUUGUCUCAUACAUAAUGAAGCAGUGUGUCUUUAUGGAGAAUCCAAACAAAAAUCAGGCUCAGUGUUUAAUAAAUGUCAGUGGUGAUGCGGUCAUCUUUGUACGUGAAUCUGAGUUAGAAAUGUUACCAGUACAACCUUCUACGGUUGUUUCUCAGCCCACAAGUUCUGGAGGAGAUGUCACAACAUGAAGACAGAAAAAGUGAGAUAGUCUCUGCCAAAUAUAAAGAUUAUUUAAAACGUGGGAAUGUUUAGGUUUGCAUCUUCAAAAUCAGUAUCUCCCUGUAACAUUAAUAGCCAAAAUCCAAGACAAUCACUAUACUUUGUCCUUUAACUUUAUGUAAUAGUCAGGGCAGCAUAUUGGCAGGUAUGCUCUGAUUCUUUUGUUAUUAUUACAGGCCCCUGUGAAACCUGGACAGUAAGUGAAGCACUGAUAGGAGAGUAUGGAUUAAAGUAGUAGGCAUCACAUGGAACCGUGAAAGUAAACAAAAAUUCUGCUACAUUUUUCAGCUGUUCAACAGGACCAUGAUAAGUUGUAAUUCAGAACCAUUUCUGAGUUUGCAUACUGUAUUAGCUGAUUCUCAGUUUAAAAAAUAAAAGAGGGGUUGGGUGGGUGGGAGAUAACUGAGAAGCCUGUAUUAGCAACCUCUGCCGAAGGAGCAAGAGAUUCGUCGUGUGUAGGCUGAGAAAAUGUGGGCUGAAGUCUCAAUUUACCUUAGAUCAUAGAGUGUGAAGAGGAAGAAGCAGCACCAAAAAGUCACAGUUUGAGUUUCUGCACACUGAAUUUCUGAACUGCUGAUCUUUUUUUUUUUUUUUUUAAAUUACUACUAUGCAGCAUAUGUUUUGGGUGGGUGUUGGGGGGGGGGGGGGGAGUUGUUGUUUUUAAAAAGGUGCCAGACCAUGAUGCUGUGUUCCUAAUCAUCCCUAUGGUUAAAAAAAAAAAAAGUACAAAAAGUUGCAAAGUGUGUUUGGUGCUAUUCUAAGAUGUUCACUUCAAUAUUGACAAAACGGAUCCUUUUUUUAUAUAAGAUUCCAUGAAAGAAUUGUCCUGAGGCUCAUUUUCUUCAGGCAUGAUCUCUUGCAAGGAUUACAUAAACAGUCCUCCAGAAGUCAGUUAUACAGAGGUAUACUCCAGCCUCCCUUCCGUUUAACAAGUUGGAAAUGCCUGGCUAACUGGAGACUGAUGUACAUUUGUGAUGUUAAUUUCUGCAAGUUGGUUUUGUUUGUGUUGUUUUGUGUUGUUGGUUUUUUUUCGCCAGUACUGUAGCUGGGAAAUUAGGGUACUGCAAAGAAAGGAAAUUUGUCAUUUCCAGUAAAUGUCAUAAAGGCAGUGAUAUUCUAAUGUAAAAAAUGCAAAGUUUGAUUUGAAGAUGCAUUCUUAUUUAAUUCUGACAAUACCAUAUGUGGAACUUGAACAAACAUGUAAACUUGAAUGUAAAUAUUCUGCUUAGUGUUGAAAUUAAGCAAUGGCAUGAUUAUUUGUUAAAACUAAUUAUUUCAUUGUAAAUGAGCAUGAAAAUCAUUCUUGCACAAUAAAUUUCUUUAUAAAAUUUA
Harpia harpyja (harpy eagle) is the source of this 5118-nucleotide messenger RNA. It is a transcript of the gene C2CD5, whose product is annotated as C2 calcium dependent domain containing 5. Gene Ontology annotation, molecular function: calcium ion binding; calcium-dependent phospholipid binding. Bases 159 to 3755 code for a protein of 1198 amino acids. The transcript has 31 exons. The record is from RefSeq and is a predicted model, not a curated record. Gene Ontology annotation, biological process: positive regulation of D-glucose transmembrane transport; positive regulation of protein targeting to membrane; protein localization to plasma membrane. NCBI's taxonomy places the organism in Eukaryota, Metazoa, Chordata, Aves, Accipitriformes, Accipitridae. Gene Ontology annotation, cellular component: plasma membrane.